ACAGUCUCUACUACGACACUCACUCAGUCACAUCCCCUUCAUUUCCUCAUCUAACAACCAUCCAACCCUAUUAUAAGCACACAAAAACAAAAUAAACCAUUUUAUUUUUCUCCUUUCUUCAGCUUUCAACAAUGGCGGCCACAGCUCUGAAACCCUCAAUCGCCAAACCUCCGCCCUCUCUCUUCCCCAAAUCUCCACAACCCUUUUCAAGAUUCAGCCUUCCGAUCAGACCCCCGUCGCAAUUUCACCGCCCCGCCACCCUCCGCAUCACAAAUGUCCUCUCCAAACCCACCCCCACCACCACCACAACCGCCCCUCAACAAUUUAUCUCCAGAUUCUCCUCCGACGAGCCUCGAAAGGGCUCCGACGUGCUCGUCGAAGCCCUGGAACGCGAAGGCGUGGAGCACGUCUUCGCGUACCCCGGUGGCGCCUCCAUGGAGAUUCACCAGGCUUUAACUCGCUCUCAGACCAUUCAGAAUAUUCUUCCCAGGCAUGAACAGGGCGGGAUUUUCGCUGCUGAGGGGUAUGCUCGUGCCACCGGGCGCCCUGGAAUCUGUAUUGCAACUUCAGGGCCUGGAGCUACUAAUUUGGUUAGUGGCCUUGCUGAUGCGCUUCUUGAUAGUACUCCGCUUGUCGCGAUUACGGGGCAAGUGCCAAGGAGGAUGAUUGGGACUGAUGCAUUUCAGGAAACUCCUAUUGUUGAGGUAACCAGGUCUAUUACUAAGCAUAAUUAUCUUGUUUUGGAUGUUGAGGAUAUUCCUAGGAUUGUUAAAGAGGCUUUCUUUUUAGCUACUUCGGGGAGGCCGGGGCCUGUUUUGAUUGAUAUUCCUAAGGAUAUUCAGCAACAGUUGGUUGUGCCUGAUUGGGAUCAACCUAUGAGGUUGCCUGGUUAUUUGUCUAGGUUGCCUAAGUUUCCGAAUAUAGGGAUUUUAGAGCAGAUUGUUAGGUUAAUUUCCGAGUCUAAGAAGCCUGUUUUGUAUGUUGGUGGAGGGUGUUUGAAUAGUGGGGAUGAGUUGAAGAGGUUUGUGGAACUUACUGGGAUUCCGGUGGCUAGUACUUUGAUGGGGCUAGGAGCUUAUCCAUGUUCGGAUGAUCUGUCGCUUCAAAUGCUGGGAAUGCAUGGUACUGUUUAUGCUAAUUAUGCAGUGGAUAAGAGUGAUUUGUUGCUUGCUUUUGGGGUGAGGUUUGAUGAUCGUGUGACGGGAAAGCUUGAAGCUUUUGCUAGCCGGGCGAAGAUUGUUCACAUUGAUAUUGAUUCUGCAGAGAUAGGGAAGAAUAAGACACCUCAUGUGUCGGUCUGCACAGAUAUGAAAUUGGCUUUGGAGGGUUUGAAUAAAAUUUUGGAGAGUAAAAGAGGAAGCUUGAAGGCGGAUUUCUCAUCUUGGAGGGAGGAAUUAAAGGAGCAGAAAACGAAUAAUCCUCUGGUUUUUAAGACUUUUGGUGAAGCUAUUCCUCCACAGUACGCAAUUCAGGUUCUUGAUGAGCUGACAAAUGGGGAGGCCAUUAUAAGUACUGGUGUUGGGCAACAUCAGAUGUGGGCGGCUCAAUAUUACAAGUAUAAUAGGCCUCGUCAGUGGUUGACAUCAGGUGGUUUAGGGGCUAUGGGUUUCGGUUUGCCUGCUGCAAUCGGAGCUGCUGUUGGAAGACCUGAUUGUGUUGUUGUCGACAUCGACGGGGAUGGAAGUUUUAUGAUGAAUGUCCAAGAGUUGGCAACAAUAAGGGCAUCAAAACUUCCUAUUAAGAUUUUGUUGUUAAAUAAUCAACAUUUAGGUAUGGUUGUACAAUGGGAAGAUCGGUUCUACAAGGCUAACAGAGCGCAUACUUACUUGGGUGACCCAGCAAAUGAAUCAGAGAUAUUUCCUAAUAUGUUGAAGUUUGCAGAAGCUUGUAAUAUAAAAGCUGCUCGUGUAACAAAGGUAGGUGACCUUAGGGCUGCCAUCCAAAAGAUGCUGGAUUAUCCAGGGCCAUAUCUGUUAGAUGUUAUAGUGCCACAUCAAGAGCAUGUGCUACCUAUGAUCCCCAGUGGCGGAGCAUUUAAGGAUGUUAUUACUGAGGGCGAUGGGAGAUCAUCUUACUGAGCUCAAGUCACAACUUAGCUUGUUUUAGGUACUAUACAUUGUAUCAGCUCUCUUUGUAAUGUUAUGUUAUCGACAGACCAGUUACACUUUUUUCGUAAAAGAAUGAGUUGAGUUUUGUUUUGGUUGUGCAAUUCUGCCAACUGAACCCUUUUUACAAUGUUCUGAAGAAUUCUGUAAGAAGUGUUCAUAUAUAUAAAAUAAGUUGGUGGUUUUCUUUUAA
This is a messenger RNA of Daucus carota subsp. sativus, 2298 nucleotides long. Its product is annotated as acetolactate synthase 2, chloroplastic. Gene Ontology annotation, cellular component: acetolactate synthase complex. Lineage: Eukaryota; Viridiplantae; Streptophyta; Magnoliopsida; Apiales; Apiaceae. The record is from RefSeq and is a predicted model, not a curated record. Bases 132 to 2078 code for a protein of 648 amino acids. Gene Ontology annotation, biological process: L-valine biosynthetic process. Gene Ontology annotation, molecular function: thiamine pyrophosphate binding; flavin adenine dinucleotide binding; acetolactate synthase activity. The transcript has a single exon.